Molecule: messenger RNA, 850 nt
Organism: Mytilus trossulus (common blue mussel)
Lineage: Eukaryota; Metazoa; Mollusca; Bivalvia; Mytilida; Mytilidae
Product: neo-calmodulin-like
Exons: 5
Coding region: 127-636 (169 amino acids)
Molecular function (GO): calcium ion binding; enzyme regulator activity
Source: RefSeq, a predicted model, not a curated record
AAUUCAAAUAAAAGAAUGUUUAAAUAUAAAUUGUUAUCUAUUAAAUGUAUUAAUUCACACGUAUUGAUUUCGGCUCUCAAACACAUAAUACAUGGAUGUCACUGUUGUCGUAAUCCUGAAUGAAUAAUGACAAGUACAAGCAGAGCUUCUCGUCGGCAAACACCGGAAACACCAAAAGAAAUUGAGAUACCACCAGAUAUUUUGGCAGAUUUUAAACAAGCUUUCAAACUGUUUGAUGACGAUGAUUCGGGAACGAUUACUUCAAAAGAACUAGGUACAGUUUUAAGACAACUUGGACAGAAUCCAACAGAGGCCGAACUGCAGGAUAUGAUAAACGAAGUUGAUGAAGAUGGAAAUGGAACAAUUGAGAUAGACGAAUUUGUAGAAAUGAUGAAAGACAAGGUAUUGACCAAUGGAGAAAAUGAAGAUGAUGUUGUUCUAGAAACAUUUAACGUAUUCGAUGUAGAUAGCACUGGAUUAAUUACAUGUGAUAAUCUACAAAAAGUCUUUUCUGGUCUUGGUAUAAAAUGUUCGGAUGAUGAAAUUAAACUAAUGAUAGACGGAGCUGAUCUUAAAAAAGAUGGUGUAAUUGAUUUUGAAGAAUUUGAGACAAUGAUAAAGAAUACUGCAUCAUAAUUGGCGAUGAAAAAAAACACCUACUGCUUGCAAUACACUUGUUUUGUGGUCUGAUCUGUACAGCAAAGCCACUGAACUAAAGCUAAUGUAUACACAUUUUAUGCCAGAGAUAUCAGCAUUAGUAUCUGACAGAAAGGAAACGGCAAUAUCAUCGAUUCCAUUAUUUAUUUUAUCAAAUGUUUACUGUACUGAAAUUAUAAAACAGAAAAUAGUA